Messenger RNA from Protopterus annectens (West African lungfish), 2957 nucleotides. RefSeq names its product structural maintenance of chromosomes 1B (gene SMC1B). Lineage: Eukaryota; Metazoa; Chordata; Ceratodontiformes; Protopteridae. The record is from RefSeq and is a predicted model, not a curated record. Gene Ontology annotation, cellular component: cohesin complex; nucleus; chromosome. Bases 111 to 2957 code for a protein of 948 amino acids. Gene Ontology annotation, biological process: sister chromatid cohesion; double-strand break repair. Gene Ontology annotation, molecular function: ATP hydrolysis activity; ATP binding; DNA binding. The transcript is spliced from 19 exons.
GUUUGGAUAAGGCGGGAAUUUCUGUUAGAGUCAUCAACUUUAAAUAGUGACGCUAAUAAGACUGAUUGUUUUAUAUUGCAAACCGUUGACUGUUUAAGUUUACACUAGAUAUGACCGGCUAUUUAAAACUACUAGAGAUAGAAAAUUUCAAGUCCUGGAGGGGGCGGCAAGUGAUUGGCCCAUUUAAGAGAUUUAACUGUAUAAUUGGACCGAAUGGCUCAGGAAAAUCUAAUGUAAUGGACGCUCUUAGUUUCGCAAUGGCUGAAAGGACUGCACAUCUCAGAGUGAAACAUGUUCGGGAUCUCAUUCAUGGGGCUCAUAUUGGUAAACCUGUAUCAUCCAUUGCCAAGGUCACAAUGGUGUACAGUGAAGUAAAUGGAGAGGAAAAGACAUUUUCAAGAGUUAUUACAGGUUUAUCCACAGAAUUUCUUUUCAAUGGAAGCAGCAUCAGCCGUGCAGACUAUAUAUAUGAACUGGAAAAAAUUGGAGUCAUUGUGAAAGCUAGAAACUGCUUAGUUUUUCAGGGUGCAGUUGAAUCAAUUGCAGUGAAAAAACCCAAAGAGAGGACCCAGCUUUUUGAACAAAUUAGCAACUCUUCAGAGCUUGCCGAUGAAUAUGAAAGGAAAAAGAAUUUAAUGCAGAAAGCAGAAGAAGAUGCACAUUUCACUUUCACUAAAAAGAAAAAUCUAGCAGCAGAACGCAAGCAAGCAAAGCAGGAGAAAGAAGAGGCAGAGCAAUACCAAGCUUUAGUAGAAGAACUGCAAGAAAACCAGAUCCAGCUGCAUCUUUUCCAGCUGUUCCACAAUGAAAUGAAAAUUCACUCUCUAGCCAGUGAUCUGGAUAGUAAGACCACAAAUAUGGAGAACCAGAAAGGACAGUCAGAGGCAGCCGAAGAUGAAGUUAGAGCUAAGAAAAGAGAGUUGGGCAGAUUAAGAAGGGAGCAGCAGCAGAUUGAAAAAGAGCUGAAGACUCAAGAAGCUGCUCUUAACGAAAAGAGACCAAAUUAUAUUAAAGCAAAAGAAAAUACAUCACAUUAUAUUAAGAAAAUAGAGGCAAGCAAUAAAUCCUUGAUGAACUGCCGUAAACAGUGCACCAGGCAAAUGCAACUUAUUGAAGAAUUAGAGAAUGGACUUUCUGAAGUAGAAAAAGUAUCAAAAGAUUUUGAAAUGAAGGUUGAGGAAGAGUUCCUGAGUAGAGGAACAGAUGUCCAGUUGGCAGAAAGCCAGCUUGAGCAGUACAAGUACUUGAAAGAACAAGUGAGGAGAAAAGAUUCUACUUUAGCUCAGCAACUAGAAAAGUUACGAUGGGAACAGAAAACAGACCAGGAGAAGAUGGAAUUUGACCAAAGAAGACUAAAGGAAGUAGAGAUUAAUAUUAAGCAAACUGAGCAACAGAUAGAAGAUCUCAAGAAAAGAACAGAGAAGAUUGAAGAAUACAUCAACAACUGUAAGAGCUCUUUGAAUGAGCAGAAACAGAAAGAAGAAGGGCUGGCUUACGCUGUUGAGAGUGCAAAAUCCCGAAUGCAGGAGGUUAAUGAAGAGCUUGGUACUGUGGUUUCAGAGUUACAAAAUGCGAAAAUAGAUCAUCAUGAAGGAAGCCGUCAGAGAAGGAGAGCUGAAAUCACUGAAAGCCUCAAGAGGCUAUACCCAGACUCUGUGUAUGGCAGAUUAUUUGAAUUAUGUCAGCCAGUUCAUAAGAAGUACCAGUUAGCUGUAACCAAAAUCUUUGGCAGAUACAUGAAUGCCAUUGUUAUUACUACAGAGAAGGUUGCAAGAGACUGCAUUCGAUUUCUGAAAGAAGAAAGAGCUGAACCAGAAACAUUCUUAGCACUAGACUAUUUGAAUAUUAAACCGAUUAAUGAAAAACUUAGAGAGAUAAAAAGUGCCAAAAUGGUUAUUGAUGUUGUGCAGUGUGGGUUACCUCAACUGAGAAGAGUUGUCCAGUUUGUUUGUGGUAAUGGGUUGGUCUGUGAAACACUGAAAGAAGCAAGGCAAGUUGCUUUUGAUGGACCAGAAAGAUUGAAAACAGUAUCUCUUGAUGGGACACUCUUUUCAAAAUCUGGGAUAAUCUCUGGUGGAUCAAGUGACCUUCGCUUCAAGGCUAGGCAGUGGGAAGAAAAGGAGCUUGAAAGACUGAAAGAAAGAAAAGAACAGCUGACAGAUGAACGUCUUGACUUAAUGAAAAUUAAACGGAAGGAAAGUGAUUUAAAGCAUUUGCAAGUUCAGAUACAGGGAAUCCAAACUCGACUGAGAUAUUCUCAGACAGAAUUGGACCUGAUCAAAAAGAAGCAGCUUAUGAACUGGUACAAGGAGAAAUCAAGACUGGAGAGUGAGUUAACUAAUUUUGAAUUUCAGCUGUUAAUGGUGAAGAAUGCAGUUGAGGAAAGAGAGCAGAAAAUGGAAGAAGUAAUGAAGCAGAUGAAAGAAGUUGAAGAUAACAUUUUUCAAGAGUUUUGUGUGGAAGUCGGUCUGGCAAAUAUUCGAGAGUAUGAGGAUGAGCAUGUAAAACAACAAGAAGACAUUGACAGAAAAAGAUCCGAGUUUGAGAACCAAAUGACUCGAUUGAAAGUUCAGCUAGACUACAACCAAGAUCAGCUGGAAAAAGAAAGAAUUAAAAUUCAAAAAUUGGAAGAUAGUCUUCAAAAAGAUGAGGAGGAGGUUGCUAACUUAAAGAAGGUACUGGAGCUUCUCAAAAUGGACACUCCCCCAGUUAAUCUCAUUUUCCACGUUUUGGGGACGAUGGCAGCCUCCAUCACUUUAGUUCUUCAUGCCAGGUUUUUCAUAUCCGAGUUUGAGAACCAAAUGACUCGAUUGAAAGUUCAGCUAGACUACAACCAAGAUCAGCUGGAAAAAGAAAGAAUUAAAAUUCAAAAAUUGGAAGAUAGUCUUCAAAAAGAUGAGGAGGAGGUUGCUAACUUAAAGAAGGUAUUUAACUACCUAGAGGAAAUGAUUGUCUGA